This is a messenger RNA of Arachis ipaensis, 1559 nucleotides long. RefSeq names its product F-box/kelch-repeat protein At3g23880-like. The record is from RefSeq and is a predicted model, not a curated record. Gene Ontology annotation, molecular function: protein binding. NCBI's taxonomy places the organism in Eukaryota, Viridiplantae, Streptophyta, Magnoliopsida, Fabales, Fabaceae.
CACAUAACAAAAAGAGAAGGAGCAUGGAGAGGAAGCACAUGGGCAUGAAUGACAUCCUCCCUCCAGAGCUCAUUCACCGAAUCCUUCUAAGGGUACCCGCCAGAGACCUGUUUCGCCUCAGAUUCAUUUCAAAACUUUGGCACUCUCUCAUAUCCGAUCGAGACUUUGCGGAAUCACAUUACGACCUCAACUCUGCCGCAUCUUCCCAUUCGCACUUCUUCUUGGUAAAAAACUGUACUCAUGCUUGGUGUAUUCAGCUCGACACGCUAUUUGAUGUUGCAGCAGCACCACCAACACACAAAGAGGUAUUUCUCCCUUCCAGGAAGAUGCCAUCAUUGCCAUGUUCUCUUUUUCGUACCGUGGGAUCCUGCAGAGGCUUUGUUCUCUUAAAAAAACCAGAUUUUCUUGUUAUAUUGAAUCCAGUGACUGGAUCCAGCAAAACAAUAUCUUACUCUCAUAUUAAGGUCCCGUGCCAUGAUUUAAUUCAAUAUGGAUUUGGUUUCGAUGCAUCACGAGAUGACUAUUUAAUAGUUCUAUCUUGGCUUGAUAACUACAUGCAACACCGUUUAGUUUGCUUUUCGUUGAGAACCAAUUCAUGGAUUAAUCUCGAUGCAGCACUCCCCAAAUCCAUGUGUAGGUGGAAGCAGCAACUUUCUGGGUGGUUCUUACAUGGCGCUAUUCAUUGGUUGUGUUACUCUAGUCAAGAUUACAUUGAUGAUGGUAUUCUUAUCUUUGAUUUGAAGGAAAGGAGUUUCUCCAAGAUAUCUAUGCCAAAACAACUCGAAGGAUGUCAUCCCAUCAAUCUCAUCAUAUUAGGAGGGUGCCUAGCCUUGUAUUGGAAUGACGUUGACAACAAUAAAACUAAGAUAUGGGUUAUGAAAGAAUAUAAAGUGCCGUCAUCUUGGAUUUUAAUAUAUGAGAUUCCUUAUGGUAUGCCUCUAUGCAUAUCCAAUAGAAGUGACAUUAUUGCGCUUAAUUUUACUCAGAUGUAUUCCAAUAUAAGGUUUGCCAAAUAUAACGUCAGUGGAGAGCUUCUAAAUUAUUCUCCUCCCCCUCGUCCUCAAUAUUAUCAUUUCUCUGAAAGUUUCUGUGUAUAUACAGAGAGUCUCUUGCUAUUCUCCGAUGACAUUAAGGAUUGGGAUAAGAAGAAGAAAACUGGCCAAGAAUGUUUUGAACAACAUGAUGAUGUUGCCAAAGAUUAGAAUGACAAUGGGGUCAAAUAAAGGAAGAGAAUAUGGAGCAAGCAUAUUAGUGAACAAAGAACAUACAGGCGAACAACUUAGACUUGUAAAUAAAUCGUAGGGUUCACAAGUUGAGCAUGAAGAAGAUCGAAAAACUUCAAUCUUAUUUUGCUUUGGAAGUAUGAUUUUCUUUCCAAAUUUCACCUUGUUAGCUAUGCUGUGGACACUAAUAACAGUCUUGUGUAGCUGUUUCUUUCCCUGUUUCUCCUUGGCUUCUAUCCAAGUAUCAUUACAAAAAAGACUACUUAACUUACUAGCUCCUUCCAUUUUCAUUUGGUUGUUUAAUAGCUUAAAUGUUAAAGAACAAUCAUGUUAGAA